This is a messenger RNA of Closterium sp. Naga37s-1, 3114 nucleotides long. The record is from the annotation of a GenBank genome assembly. Lineage: Eukaryota; Viridiplantae; Streptophyta; Zygnematophyceae; Desmidiales; Closteriaceae.
AUGCACAGCUCGGUCACGAGACGACAUGGUCCGGCUAGUUGCGCACGUGACAGCGAGCAGCGACGCGACAGUGGCGAGCGGUGGCGAGCGUUAGCGAGUGGCGGGCGAGGCGGGAGCGUGCAGCGACAUGCUAUAGGCCCCUGUCCUUCUUUCCCUUUCCCCCACUCCUUCUAUCCCUUCCCCCCUGUCCUUCCUCCUUUCCUCCAUGUCCUUCCCACCCUUUCCCCCUGUCAUUCUCUCCCUUUCCCCUUAGUCCUUCCCUCCCUUUCAUCGUUUUCGUUCCUCCUGAUGCUUAAUCCUCCCCCCUGUUCUUUCUUCCCUGUCCCCCUAUCCUUCCCUCCCCUUCUUCUCCCUCCCUCCUUUCCCCUCUCCCAACCCACUGCUUCGCCCUGCUCUCAUCCGUCCCCUUGCCCCCAUUCGUCCCUUUUCCCCCACUACCGUCGCUGCUUUUCCUGCUCAUUUCCCCCUUUCCUGAACCCUUCCUUUUCCUCUCUCACAUCCCUUCCCGGCAUUCCCCCCUGCCACCAUCCCCCAUGGCACAUCCUCCUAUGCCACACCUUCAGUUUCACGCCUCCCCAUUCCCGAACUCCCCUUGUCCGUCGGUCCCUUGGCGUCUUGCCCUUCCCUGCAGGCAGCAAAGGCGCGACGGUAGCAAGCGGCUCGCUCUCACUGUCUCUCCACCACCAAUCCUCCUCUCCCCCACUCCCGCCGUCCCUCCUUUCCCCCGUUACCAUUCAAACCUUCCCCCCGUCCCCGUCCCUCCUUCCAUCGGUGUCCGUCCCUCCUUCCCCCACCAUCCACCCUUUACCCUACCCUUUCCCACCAUUCACCCCUCUCCCGGCCAUCCCUUUCCCCCCUCUCCUGUCCCUCCCCAUUCCCCUCAUCCGACCCUUCCCUUUCCACUAUGACCCCACGGUGGCAGGCGUAACGACAUCCAACCCUCUGCUCCACCGCUCCCAACUCCACUGCUUCCCUUCACCCACCCCGCUGCUUCCCUUCACCCACCCAACUACUUCCCUUCACCCACCCCAUCACUUUGUGUCGUCGUGCACCCCACUGUUUCUGCCAACCCUCCAUUCAAUUUCCCCAUCAAACAUUUUUCACUUCUUCGGCUGGUGUCCUUCCCUACCCCCCUCCCCCCCUGCUAUCGUCCCCCGCAAGUGGUCCACCCCCACGCCACAACCCCCCCGCGACGCUCCCCAUGCCGCCGUCCCGCCGCCAUACACCGCGUCGUCAGUCACGGGCGCAGUAAUACAGAUGGACGCAUCACACCACCUGUCAGACGGCUCUACCACCAAUAGCAACCUCCUAGCCGUUGAUAUCAAGGGCCAGGGCCCCGUGCCUUUCAGCGUGGCUCGGUGGAACCCGGGGGACCUGUCGCCGAGGCUCGGGCCGAGGCGGCCGUACUCGCAGCCGAACCUGGCGAUUCUGAUGGAGAUGCGCGGGUUUGAUACGGAUGACCCGGAGAAUGCUGCCGUGCAGGCGUGGAGUCCGAGCAUCAACAUGGGCGUGAUGAUGGCGAGUGUGGCGCUGAAUGGGCAGCAGUGGAACCGAUCCAAGCCCGUAUUCUAUGGCACCGUGGCAUGUGCCACGUCAUCAAGGGCCUAUGGUUACAACAUGGAUGAUGGGACGUUCACAAACAAGGAGCCCAAUCUCGACAUCACAGUUGGGCAAGCGGGAGCAGAGGAGGAGGGAAGUAUCGACGUGGCUAUUGCAUGGUUCCCCUACUAUCAAGGCUGGAUCGGCGGGUACCUGAACGCACCAGACCCACCAGCGUACCGGCCUUCGUCUCGCUCCUCCUGGACCAGCUGGGGUUCUUUCUCCUCCGCCCUGCCUGCUGAUGCCAACGAGGUGCUGUCAUGGCAGCACAUGGGCGCCACUCUGCGCCUGCCACACGCGCAUCCAUCCCAGGGGAUGCUCUUCCUGCUCAACUCCUAUUCCGGCCCGGAGAACAAUGACCUCAACAUCAUGAGCACUUAUCCCACCUCCGAUGGCGCGUGGUGGGUGCAGGUGCGCAAGGACAGCACAGACAGUGCAGAUGAUCUAGCGCCGCCUUCUCAGGCCUCCUUUGCGUUCGUCUACAUCCCUUACAAUGCUGCUGGCCUAAUCGGAGCCCACAUAGAGGGCAGGUCCGGCACACCAAUCAUAGGCGCGGGACAGUUCCGAAGCUGGAGGUUAGGCCCGGGGCGAUACGAGCUGCAUGUGGUGCCCAUGGGGCGGCACUAUGCCGAAGCAGAGCCCAUCACACACAAGGACGGAGCGCUGCUGCUGCAGGUGAUGAGCCACGACACAGCCAAACACGAGCACGCACAGCACGCCUUCCUCUCCUACGACAUUGCUGCUAACGGAUCCAUCUAUGUGGAGGCGCGGAGCAUGCGCAAGGGAGGCAACGGCGAGGAGUUAUUCUACCUUGUGGACACAGACUUCGCAUUUGCAUGGAUUGAUUUCCACAACCCCAUCACGCCUAACCCACUCACCUUCACAGGCCGCCUACCCCAGAUGAUCCAAGAGACAGACUUCUGGAGCGGUCUCUUUGUCACUGUCUUCGUCUACUCGCUGCUCCUCCUCGCGGGCGGCCUCUAUCUCCUCUACACCACCCGCCUGCACCGCACUGCUGCUCUUGCCUUAGAUACCAUGAUCCAGGAGACAGACUUCUGGAGCGGUCUCUUUGUCACUGUCUUCGUCUACUCGCUGCUCCUCCUCGCGGGCGGCCUCUAUCUCCUCUACACCACCCGCCUGCGUCGCACUGCUGCGCUAGCCUUUGAGCGCCUCAGCACGACCGACUCCCUCCCCUCGCACUUCCCCCUUGGGGAAACGGCUAGUGAAACUCGGCGUGGGCUCGCUGGGAGUGCUGGUGGUGCCAGGGGAGGGGUAGAUUCUAGUGAAGAUGAUAGCAUCACAGGGGCUUUGCUGGGCGGGCAGGAGCAGCAGCAGCAGCAGCAGCAGCAGCAGGAGCAUGGGGGUGGGGCCUCUCAGCCGCUGUCGCCUCUGCCGGAGUUGGAUGAGGAUGAUAGUGCGGAAGAGAGAGAGCAGGGGAAAACGGGCAGUGGAGCAACGUCUGCUGCUAUUGCUCCUGCUCCUGCUGCUGCUGGCAGCGCUAAGGGGACGAAUUAG